AUGACAGCUCAUCCCUUCAACCAAAUGUCCACCAAAGAUAGCAUCUCAUCCCCGACCCACCACCAUCACCACCCAACCCAGCUCACAGAAGACGUCACACCGGACCUGACAGAAACCCGACAACACCGGACUGUCCAACACGAACCUCCCAACGGAUACACCGACAUGAACCUCAACGAACUCCCCCCCGUCGGACAAUGUACAACACCCGUGGAACGGAAUGACCUCGCCGACUGA
This is a messenger RNA of Penicillium hordei, 237 nucleotides long. RefSeq lists its product as uncharacterized. The coding region runs from base 1 to 237 and encodes 78 amino acids. NCBI's taxonomy places the organism in Eukaryota, Fungi, Ascomycota, Eurotiomycetes, Eurotiales, Aspergillaceae. The record is from RefSeq and is a predicted model, not a curated record. The transcript has a single exon.